AUGUACCAAGAUCGUUUCUGUGUACCCAGGAUAAUUAGAAGUUCAAUACUAAGGACCUUCCAUGAUUCCCAACUGUUUGGCGAUCAUUUUGGCAUCAACACUACCUUACUGAAAAUCGAGUCGAGAUGCUUCUGGCCCCAUCUUAGCGCGAGCGUUAAAGAAUAUGUGAGCACAUGUGUGAAUUGCCAACUAAUGAAACAACACAGACCGCACAACCGAGGGUUAUUACACUCAUCUCCUAUCGCUGAGGGUCAUUGGAACAAAAUUACCCUAGAUUUCCUGACAGGAAUCCCUGAAUCGUUUUCAAAGAAAAAUAUGAUCCUUGUUGUAGUUGAUAGGUUUUCGAAAAGGGCGCAUUUUAUCCCGUGCCAGAAAACAAUAGGUGCUCCAAACGUUAUAGACGUCUUGUUUCGGUAUGUAUUUUGUUACCACGGAUUCCCCAACGUUUUAACGUCAGGCAGAGACAUUCGUUUCCUGAACACGACAUAUAAAGAAUUGGCCAAGAGACUGGGCAUUGAACUAGCGAUGUCAAGCAGUAACCACCCAGCCACAGAUGGGCAAUCUGAACGUGUUAUACAGGUCUUACGCAGACUAUUGAGAUCAUACUGCCACCUUAAACUUCAUAGUUGGGACAGAACAUUACCCAUGCUAGAAUAUUGUUACAAUAGUACACCGAAACACUCACCUUUCGAAGUAGACCUAGGCUUCAUGCCUAACCAACCAAAACUAAAUCCCAGUAAUGAAUUAGACGCGAAGAACACUUCAACGGUCGAAUUAACUAAAAAACUAAAUGCCAUUGACGUUGAAUUUCGAGAAAUGUUGCAGGAAGCAGCUGUUACAAACGAGGAAAAGCGCAACCCAGGUCGCAAGGAGAUAAUCCUGAAACCAGGCGACUACGUACUAGUACAUCGAGUCGCUUACUUCACCAAAGGAGAGUAUUGGAAAACACAACCAAUAUAUUUAGGCCCUUCCAAGGUCGUUAAACGCAUUCACGACAAAUGCGUACGAAGUAGACCUACCAGCAGUAAGGAAAACUCACCGUGUUUUAAACAUUGA
Messenger RNA from Saccharomyces kudriavzevii IFO 1802, 1056 nucleotides. RefSeq lists its product as uncharacterized. Bases 1 to 1056 code for a protein of 351 amino acids. The record is from RefSeq and is a predicted model, not a curated record. Gene Ontology annotation, molecular function: nucleic acid binding. NCBI's taxonomy places the organism in Eukaryota, Fungi, Ascomycota, Saccharomycetes, Saccharomycetales, Saccharomycetaceae. The transcript has a single exon. Gene Ontology annotation, biological process: DNA integration.